AUCAUAUGUGUUUAAGGCCAAUCGUUCAGGUCAAAAUAAACCAAAAAGGAUUUACUACCGGCUUCCUGAGGUAGAAAGUUUGUGUUAGUCAUAUCUAAAAGAUAAGUAAAACCAACAGAGUGUUGGUUCAAUUUUAAAAUGUUAAUACUCAUUGAAUACUGUGGCAGUUUUAGCCGUGUCCAAAUCAAGUGUUAUCUCGUUCUUCUUUCAGACUAGCUUUAGGAUACAAUGCUACACUGUACGGUGAUUGAUGGUUGUCCCUACCGCCCCGGACAAAUUCUCUUAUAUCCAGGAUCGGUAAAUUUGUCGUUUGAUAAGACUCAAAACUCUAUUUACAAAAUUACAUUUCACUUACCAAUAGAAAAUUGCAUAAAAUGUUGACCAUAUAAUAUGAAGAGAGUGGAAGCAUUUUGAAAUUAUAGAACACUUCAAAAAAUGUAUAUGUUAUUAAUUAUAUAUUAUGAAUAGUAUGUGGUAUUUGUUGUCGAUUAUAACCACGUGAUCAAUUGGAAAUGUAACAUAAAUUAGUUAAGCGCAGGUAAAAGUGAUCGAUUCUCACAACUUAAAUAACAGGUUGAAUUAUUUCAAAUCUGCCAAGAUCAGCGUUGUUGAUAAUCAGCACAUGUAACAAUUCGUGAUCAGAGAAAAAGGUCAACUCAGGUAUGCUGUUCUAGACGAAGUUGGAAUGUCUCUGACGGGGUACUUGUCUAAAGGUCAUUAAUUGAAGAUGGAAGGACAUAGCGCAUACUACCCGCAGCAAAUGUAUACCAGGGACAAUUACGGAGUUAUGGUGACAAUCCCAGGAACGUAUCCUAACACACAACCCCCGGCUUGUGUCUACCAAAGGAAUUCACACGAUGGAUCCUAUGGGGGUCAGACUAUGACAGUGGUAGAAUCAGGGUUACAUGGAGAGACCCCUAAUAACAUAAACCAUCAACUAUCCCCCCCAGGGAUGCCAGUGAAUGUCCAAGGACAUGCCCAACAGACCAACCCUACACCGGCGCAUAUGCACAAUUCGCAUUUAAUCAACUCACCUUCUCUUCAAACCUCUGCAAGUCUGCCUCCCCCUGCACACACCCAAACGGUCCCGCCCCCAGUGUCCUCCAUGUCCGGCCCCGGGGGUGACAGUUCCCCUGAUUCCCUCAACAAUAACAACAGUCAGCAGCAAUCACAGCUUCAGUUCCCGUGGAUGAAAACAACGAAAUCUCAUGCCCAUCAGUGGAAAGCACAGUGGCCAGGUGCCCAGUUCCCUAUCGAGGACGACAACAAACGGACACGUACAGCCUACACACGUGGUCAGCUUCUCGAGCUCGAAAAGGAGUUCCACUUCAACAAAUACAUUUCCAGACCAAGGCGGAUAGAAUUAGCCGCCAUGUUGAAUUUGACGGAGAGACAUAUCAAAAUCUGGUUCCAGAAUCGUCGAAUGAAAUGGAAAAAAGAUGAAGCAAAACGUCGACCUAGGCCUCUACCGUCAGAUUCGUCGUCAACGAAAUCCGAAUCCCAAAACUCUCCUCCAGAUUCCCCAACCCUCACAGACUUAUCUCCCAUCAACACUGGUAAAAAUGGCGGCCGAUCACCGAAUGGGGAAAGUGCCGAAAGUGUUCAAAUAGUUACUAAAAAGGCAUUAACAGAAAAUGGUGUGUCGACACAUUUGAAAAAAGAAGACUCUUCAUGAUAAAAACCUUACAUUAUGAAAUAUAUAUUUUUAGAUCAAGAUUCGUGGAUAUUUUGUCGUUGAACUUGAGUCGUACAGAGUUAUGGCCCUUUGACAUAAUUUCCUCUAGAUCGAUACGUAAUUUUAUACAAUAUGCCUUGGUGUGACUGAGGCUGUUUGUGUCCCCGGGUCAUCUGUUGGGUUCAGUUUUUAAUACACGGACAAUGGACUGUGGACAUAACUCGGCAUGCUUCGUGAAUCAGACUAACACUGAAAUCAGGAUAUCGGUUACUACUUCCUUAUUAGUGCUAACAAUGAAGAUGUAGACAUAUUCCGACAUCCUUCAAAGUACAUGUACAGAUGAUUCUCCAGCUAAACUGAACUCAGAAAAACCUAAAUACGCUCAUGAAUGUAUCAUGAACUGGAUUUUCGUAAUUAUGGAUUUUUAUUCGGAAAUCCAAGUGUCUAAGUUUAAAAGGGUCUGUUGCUGACCAGGACAGUGUGAAACGACCUGGUAAUACGGGAUCAA
Molecule: messenger RNA, 2183 nt
Organism: Pecten maximus
Lineage: Eukaryota; Metazoa; Mollusca; Bivalvia; Pectinida; Pectinidae
Product: pancreas/duodenum homeobox protein 1-like
Exons: 3
Coding region: 728-1675 (315 amino acids)
Biological process (GO): regulation of transcription by RNA polymerase II
Cellular component (GO): nucleus
Molecular function (GO): RNA polymerase II cis-regulatory region sequence-specific DNA binding; DNA-binding transcription factor activity, RNA polymerase II-specific
Source: RefSeq, a predicted model, not a curated record